GCUUCCUUUACUCCAUCUAGCGUCGUUUGACUGGCAUAUUCAUUUUCUGCUGGUUCUUUCUCCCAUACGUGUACUUUUAGUUUAUUAGAUUUCGUUCAGUUUUAGUAAAUAUCACCCAUGGCUAUCAGAACCUUAACUAGAACUCUUUUUUCUGGCAUUGGUCGAAGUUUAUCAGCUCCUCGACAGUGUGUUCCGAAACCAAAUUUUCCAUCAUUGAUUCGAUUUUCUUCAUCUGAUUCAGCUGCAUAUACUGCGACUUACGAUUUUGAAACACUUACUGUUACGGCUCCCGAUGAUCAUAUUUUGCAUGUGGAACUCAACCGACCUGAAUGCUACAAUGCGAUGAAUAAAAUGUUUUGGCGAGAGAUGCUUGAUUGCUUCCGUAAAAUCCGAGAUGAUAGAUACUGUCGAGCUGUUAUUAUAUCUGGUUCUGGUCAACUUUUUUCAGCUGGUUUAGAUUAUUCUGAUAUGCAGGAUAUAACUUCUCAGGUAGCCGGGAAAGGUGAUGUAGCUAGAAAAGCGAAAUUUCUUCUCUCACUUAUAGCUAAAUAUCAAGAAUCUUUCAAUGCAGUUGAGAAUUGCCAGAAGCCUGUUAUUGCUGCCAUCCAUGGAAAAUGCAGUGGAGGAGGAGUAGAUCUUGUUUGUGCUUGUGAUAUCAGAUAUGCUUCAGAAGAUGCAUUUUUUGAAAUUGAGCAAGUAGACGUUGGAAUGGCUGCCGACUUGGGAACCUUGCAGCGAUUGCCGAAAAUAGUGGGAAAUGACAGUUUAAUUAGAGAGUAUGCGUAUAGCUGUGCUAAGAUAGAUCCUGAAGAAGCAAAACAUAUAGGACUUGUUGGAAGAGUUUUUCCAACUAAAGAAGCCAUGAUGACUGCUGCUUUAGGUUUGGCUAAAGUUAUUGCUUCCAAAAGCCCUGUUGCUAUUCAAGGAACUAAAGUUGCCUUGAACUUUUCUAGAGACCACAGUGUGCAAGAUGGACUCCAGUUUAUGACGUAUUGGAAUAUGACCAUGCUUCAAAGUGAAGAUGUUUUAAAAGCUGCUGAAGCAACUAUCAAUAAGUCUGAUAAACCUCCCCGGUAUUCGAAAUUGUGAUCAGUGAAGUGUGGUGGAAAUUUUUUUUUACACGCCUUUUGUUUUUGUGAAUGUGGUUUCAGUAUUUCAGAAAAAGAUUUGUCAAUAAGAUACUUAUGCUUUGUCUCAGUUAAAUGUAAUCUUAUUACUAGUUAAAGUAAGAAAAAUAUUUAAAGGGUAUUGUUAUAUAUUGUGAUAAAGACAAUUUUUCUCUUUUUUUAUUUAUCUAUAUUGUAACUGCUUCACUUUUCUUUGUUAUUUUUAAAAUUUUAAACAGAACUGUAAAAUGUUGAGGUGAAUAAACUCUUAUUUCAAUAAAA
Argiope bruennichi is the source of this 1388-nucleotide messenger RNA. RefSeq names its product delta(3,5)-Delta(2,4)-dienoyl-CoA isomerase, mitochondrial-like. The record is from RefSeq and is a predicted model, not a curated record. Bases 118 to 1089 code for a protein of 323 amino acids. Gene Ontology annotation, molecular function: delta(3,5)-delta(2,4)-dienoyl-CoA isomerase activity. Lineage: Eukaryota; Metazoa; Arthropoda; Arachnida; Araneae; Araneidae. Gene Ontology annotation, cellular component: mitochondrion. The transcript is spliced from 8 exons.